AUGGAAAUGGGAAUGGCGACCGGCCGUUCCUUCGUCGCAUCACUUCUGGAGCAGGAUCCCACCGAGCUGACAAGCUGCACAUAUCCUGACACCUCGACUUCGUCCAGAGAAGAGUCCGAAGUACUGAAGAUCUCCUCCUGCAAGUCCAGCAAUCAAGCGGGUGAGCACAGCCUUGUGUAUGCAGCUGCGGCCAACCAUUCACGCCUUUACUGCAAGCCAUCCCCGAUUCUGGAGCAAAUCCACGCGGUGUGCACCCUCAGUCCAGCGAGCGCAUGACAGUCCCAGUCUAGACACACGCGAGCUACAGCCUUAUUGCCGCCACAAAGGCUGAGGCUGUGAUCCUUGGUACAUACUGGAUGUACACAGCCCUCCAGCCAUCAUAUUUCGCUCAACUUCAAACACUCAACCGCGCUGCACUUCUUCGUUUCAUCAGCGUCGCACAAAGACAUCCUGCGUCUUGAAACGAGUGACAAUCUGCAAGCCGCCGUCGACCGGACCGAACGACGUGCGUAUUGCCGCUUUAGCGCGAUGCGCAUGUGAAUAUUUGAUUUGAGUACGAGGCAUCGCAAACGAUGUCGACACCUGACCGCGCCGAGCAGCGCGGACUUCUGAACGAUGCAUCACCAAUACCAGCUGCCGGUCCGACUUCACCAACUGUCACGUCCCCAAGACAUCGCCCGGGAUAUCAGAGGGUGCCGACAGUUUCCUUCAGCGACACUCCGCCGACAGAGGCGACCACAGCCAUGGCGGCGGAGGAAGAGAAGAUUUCUGCGCGACACUCCAAUGACAAUACCAGGCGCAAUCACGGACUAGGCAUUAUCUCAGGAGGCACUCGAGAUCAUCAAGCAGACAUCACACCCGCGACACCACAGCAAAGCGCUUCAGCAAGGAACUCGAGCCGGAUGGACCAGAGUUACACUCCCUAUUCAGCGUCCUCGAGUGCGGCCAUGACUGGUUCUACCAAGUUCGAAGAGUCGUUCGAUAUAUCUUACGACCCUAAGCAUCAUGCUUCGCGAACGUCACUUCAAUCUGGAGCACCAUCAAUCUAUGCGAAAUCAGAUGCUGGCUUGCUGUCGGUCCGCACAGCCUACAACGAGUUUGCGCCGCACAAUCACUGUCCCAGCAAGAAAUCAUACAAGCACGGACGAUUCAGCAACUGGAUAUCGAUGACCAUUUUGACAUUGGCCAUAUUCGCGACUGUUUUCUCGCUCAUCUUCCUGAUAAUCGCCAUAAAAGGACCAAAAUAUGGGCGCAAAAUACGCAAUGGCGGCUCAUUGACGCCCUCAUCGGCUGCGUUCCUCACUUCAUUCUUCGCCAAACUCAUUGAACUCUCCUUUGUCACCGUCGUGGUAGCCUUCAUUGGCCAAGCAUUGGCACGUCGCGCGUUCAAACUUGAACGUGCCCGAGGCAUCACCCUCGCUGAGCUGAACAUGCGAGCAUGGAUUCUGCAACCUGGCACAAUGCUCACACAAUGGGAAAGCGUGAAAUAUGCUGGAAUAUCUUUUCUUGGCAUUGUCUCGUUCCUUGCAGCACUGUUCGCAAUUCUGUACACCUCGGCCGCCACGGCUCUUGUGCAACCUCAAUUAGUGCUUCCGAAAUUUGAGUCCAAAUUGCUACAGGGAAUGGUGAAAUCGUCAUAUGCGAACCCGAAUUACAUCGCGGAAAAUUGCAAGACGCCCAUCAAAUCCGCGUACGAUACGGAGUUUGGCGAUGCGAGCCGCGAUGCUUCCAUGACCACCUGCUUACAGAUCGAGUAUGCGGCCAAUGCCUUCAGCAACUUCCAUACGUACCUUGCCACUUGGCGAGAUCACGCCCUGGGCUACGGAAAUGCAACAGAUGACUUGCGGACAAGGCCUCCGGGAUACGCUCAAUUCAACGGCAAUACCACUGUGGCCGCGCCUUGGAUCGAGCAUAGAAACGUCACUCAGGACGCUUAUAAGGGUUAUAUCAUCAACAAUGUGACCAUGGCCAUGCCACACAUGGGCAUUGUGCAGGCUGCGAUUGACCCGGCGAACGACAUAAUGCAGCCGUCCGAAGUCCAAGGUGCACUGUACAACAUACGGGCCUCUGUACCAUCGCCGAUGGUGAACGUACUCUGCUUGACGAUGGAUGAAACGAUGCUGCAACCUUUCGUGUACACCCUGUGGGAAGGCAGAAACGAGUCUGCUUGUGACGAAGAUACUUGGGAAUCGAACGGGGCAUGGCCAAGAUGUGCGGAUUUCAGUGGAACGAGCCCAGACCUCACGAACCGGACAGGUUGGGAUGAGAAGCUUCAGGAUAUUUUUCAUUGGGGUCCCGAAUGGGGACCAAAUAACUUCCCGCCGGUGUUCCCGCGGCUACCAAGUGACUACAACACGCUAUUGAACGACACGAUAGGGCUGAGCGCCACCUGGGGAGCGACGUCCAUCUAUCUUCUCCUCAAAGGAGGCCCAAAGGACGCGAAUGGGAAUCCCACUGAGAUACCUGGCGGACCCAACGGCACAACGACGCAGGGCAAGAACUAUGCACUCUGUCAGCUGAAAGCGGGUCUCACGCCAAAUUGUGUUAGCUCAUACAAUGCAAGUAUCUCUGGAGGUAGUAUGGAAGCUGUCUGCGAAUCCGGCGACUCCCUGGAGUACAUCCGAAGUGAGCCCACUGCUUUGCAAGGCAAUGCCACACUCAGUAAAGACUGGGUCAAUAUUGGUGGUGAAUGGGCACGCAGUCUUUCUCUGAACGCUGGCCUAAACAACGGCAAUGCAUCGAAUGCACGGCUACUCUCACAACUCAUCGUUACAACUGAAACUCUCAGUAAAGCUUUACCGUCCACAGCAGAGGCUCUUGCAGUGUUGGCAGGGAACACUUUACUGCAAGGCUCAAUGGACACACCUUUCACAAUGUUCUGGAACUACACAGACGCGGUCAUAGAUGGGUCCCCACAGUACUUCAAUGCCUCGGUACGCAUCCAGCAGUACGCCAGCGGAGGGUCAGCAGCAUUGCAAAAGCCAUUUUACGUUGUGCUUGUGGCCGUAUUUGUGAUCAACGCAGCUAUACUGGCCUAUUUCCUUUGCCAUCGGGACUGGUACACGGACUUCUCAGAGCCGGUGCAUCUGUUCUCAUUGGCAGUCAAUUCGCCUCCGAGCUACGAGUUGGCUGGCAGUUGUGGGUCUGGUCCAAGUGGAGAGAUGUACAAGACCAGCUGGAAGAUGCACAGAGAUGGCGAGCAUUUCUAUGUGGACAGCCAGAAGCAGACUGGCAGCACCACGAUGGAGGUUGACAGUCCAAGGUUCAGUCGAAGGAGGCUCACGCAGACGUUCGAGAUGGGGUCUCCGAUUGUGGGGAAGCUGAAGGAUAGGUUCUCCAGGCAAUCAUUCACUUGAUAAUGUAAUUCAGAUGCUGUUAGAGAGAUAGGACUUUCGGAGGGCAUUUCUCCCCGAACACGCAGUGCGGCAUUGCCGUUCACGCUCAUCGGCUGAUGCACUUGUUUCCGAAUUUGCUCUCCACGGGCGCUCUGUGGUAGCAGAGCAUUUCCCAGCAAAUAGAUAAGCCGUACUGCGUGCACAUUGGGCUGUGUCGCGUCACAUGGGCGACCCGGGUGCUGCUUUCAAUGCAGACACAUAUCAUCGGAUGUUGCACGUCAGGAUGCUCGUAGACCACGUUCGGCUAA
Cercospora beticola is the source of this 3643-nucleotide messenger RNA. RefSeq lists its product as uncharacterized. Lineage: Eukaryota; Fungi; Ascomycota; Dothideomycetes; Mycosphaerellales; Mycosphaerellaceae. The record is from RefSeq and is a predicted model, not a curated record.